GGUCGGACCACGAGGGGCCACACGGGUCCGUGAGCGGACCAUGGCGGACCAAAGACGACUGCAUCCUUUCAGUCGGCCGCUGAACCCGCGCGCCGUGCGGUUGCUCGUGUGUGCAUUGCACUUGACUUCGAUUCAUCGCGUAUCGUUCUUUUUUUACACUACACCGCAGGACUACGCGUGUGAGGUUUUUCUAUUCGCCGGCUGUCCAUCCGUACCUGCGAAGGUAACCAAGACCGAGGGAAACGACAAGACUACGAUCCAGUGGGAUCUCUCCUGGCCAAACCAGGACCACGACAUACGUUUACGGAUUUUUUGGAGUACGUCUUUAGAUUGUUUUCGUGCGCGGGCGUAACGCCGACGUGAAGUUCUUCUGCAUGAUUUCGUACAAACGGUCGUUGCACGGUACGAAAGGCACCGAGAGCGACGAGGAUGACGUAGCCGUCUGGCGGCUGCCAGUUGACGAGAAUCGUAUCGAGAGGAUGCACACGACCGAACAGCGAGGCGUCGACGUUUUCGUUUACAUUUCGAGACCAGUCAAUUUCGAACGCGUUGUCGAAGGAAGCCGAGAUACGCCGGGAUCGAGAAUCGCCGCCAGAGUAAUGAUACUCGGCUAGAGACGUGUCGUUCCGUCCGAUUUCACACACAGAGAAAAAGAGAUAGAGAGAAAGAAAGAGGGAGAGAGAGGGGAGAAUAAAAAGAGAAAAGAGAAAGAAAAAACAAACGAAAAGAAAGGGGGGGAAGAAAAUAAGAAGAGAUCGCUCGUGCUCGAUACGCUCGAGAUUCUCUUUCUCUGCCGGGGCGCUCGAGAUCAAAAAGACUGAAUAUCAAAGAGAGGCAAAGAUGUUGGGAGUGAGUCAACCGGGAAAUCCACCCUCGAGCCUGCGACACUCGGCGAGUUUCUCUUGUUUGCAACGCGGCACAGCUAGCGAGGGACACAGGGCGAGGACCUCGACGCUUCUGCAGCAGCCGAGCUUGCAGCUGAGCGGCAGCAACCAUCACCAAUACGCCACCGGGCAGACGUCGCUGCUGCAACAGUCUACCGGCACGGUUCAGCAUCGGAUCGAGGCGUUGGAGGCUGUUCAGGACAGCAACGAUUACGGUUUCGUGAAAAUCCGGCCGCGUCUUCGUAGCACGAACGCAACGUUGCACUACGAGGAGGAGCUAGCUGCCCAGAAGAACGAUCGCGGCGCCUCGGUUUGGGACCGGGACGCGUCGGCGUUCAGCGACCGCGAAUGCGACACCAAUUACAGGGAAUUCUCGUUGAAGAUCAAGGACAGGGAACACUCGCCGAAGGGAGCGUCAGGGAAGAAUCAGAAUCCGUUGAGGGGUGCUCUGAUACUCUUCACAUCGACGUCGUCGUGGUGGAAGGCCAGGCAACGGGAGGACCAGCUGAACAGUUCGGACCGUGCGUUCACCUCGAGCAGCGGAGCGAUGCUGGCCUCGUCGGCCGAGCGAAAGUGGUCGAGCACCUCGAUGGCGUCGCCGUCGAACGAACGAAAGUGGCCGUCGGCGGCGGUGACCUCGCCUACGAACGACCGGAAGUGGUCGGUGGGCAACAGCAGCGCUCUAACCUCGCCGGGGAACGAGAGGAAGUGGACCAGGUCGUCGGUCUCGUCGAACUCGACCGGGCAGCAAGACAGGAAGUGGCGGUCUCUCGGUGCUUUGCUGAGGGCUCCGACCGGCGCUAGUUCACACGCUGUUCAACACUCGCUGUCGCAUAACAUGAGCGUCUCCAUGAUCGAGGGCGAGCACUUCCGGGACGAUCUGCACGGCUCGAGUUGCAAGUCGACGCGUUACCAGCAGCCCACCUCCUACUCGGCCCGCGUGUCGCGCGUGACUCGGGACAUCUACAGAGAGAACGGGGAAUUCGGUCAGACCGGCAGGUCGAAGGUUAGCCGCAGAUUGUAUCAGGAAGCCGCGGACUGCGCGGACAGAGACGUGGAGGAGAGACACGUGACCGUGAGACAUCAGUUCGACGACGAGUGCAGAGGCCGGACGAAUCGCGAGAGUAUCUGCAAAGCGGAGCAACAACAGUCGAUCAUCGGCGCCGAUACGCGCACCGCCACGUCGACGACCACGCGAUCGAACCGGGCGCAGAGCUUUUAUCUCCUCGACGACUUUCUGCGGCCUCAGCCGCAGCAGAACAACAAGUGCAUGUUGAACGUUUACCUGUCGCCGUCGCACUCAAAGUUGUCCGGCAGUGGCAACGACCAUUCGGCUGGAAGAUCGGCCGACGCGAAGCAGCAGGCCUCGCAGGGGAACGUAACGACGAACAUCACGCCGCCGCGACGCCAUAACUCUAGCUCGGAUAGCCUAGAGGUGGCGACUAGUCCGCUUCCGCCGCCGGUGCCGCCUCCGCCGCCCCAGGUCACCGCCAGCCGCGACAGAGAAAGGGCUGAGAAUUUCAAAGAGAAGGACGUGUGCCAGUGCAAAAUGUGCUGGACCAAUAUACAGCAGAGAUCAUUCGUUGAAGAGGUGAGUAGGCGCUCCAAAGAACGUGCAUCUCUCUACCAAGAGACGGGGAGGAGUCCUGGAACGUUGCACAAAGAUGUCGGUGGUGCUGGUACCAAGGUCAGCGGAAAGACGGUCGGCGGUGUCGGCACUGCAACCCUCACCACGCUCUCCUCCAUUAAUAACACAUCCAACACCAGCCGAAACAAGAAUAAUCCCGUAUCUCAAGAGAAAUUACUGUCGUUCUUCCACCCCAAGUCGACGCGAGUGGACAAAUCGGACAACAAUAAUACAACCAACUCCACGACCAACAACAUCCACAACAAUAUGCCGAUACACGAGCCUAUCAACGCGACAUCUCACGAUGUAUAUCCAGCUGGAAGAUUGCCAAUGACAGCUGCGGAGGCUCUCAAGUAUUACGGCUCGAGGCUCACCGAGUUCGAGCGCGCCGAAAUCGAAAAGUACUCGGAGAUUUGGUAUCUCGGGCUGUCGGCUAAUAAGAUCCGUGGCGAGGAGGGUGCAGCCCAAAACGGUGGAUACGACGACGAAAACGGUAGUUACAACAAGGUCUUCCACGAUCAUAUCUCGUACAGAUACGAGAUACUGGAGGUGAUCGGGAAAGGAAGCUUCGGGCAAGUGAUCAGAGCGUUGGAUCACAAGACGGGACAGUACAUCGCCAUCAAGAUCAUCAGGAACAAAAAGAGGUUCCAUCACCAGGCGCUCGUCGAAGUGGAGAUCUUGGAACACCUGAGGAAGAAAGACUUGGAGGCGAACGCUUCGCACAAUGUGAUACACAUGCUAGAAUACUUCUACUUUAGGAACCAUUUGUGCAUCACCUUUGAGUUAAUGAGUUUGAAUUUGUACGAGCUAAUCAAAAAGAAUAACUAUAAGGGAUUUAGCCUGAGCCUAAUACGACGAUUCGCCAACUCGUUAGUUAGCUGUCUGAAACUGCUGUAUCGAGAGAAGAUCAUCCACUGCGAUCUGAAACCCGAGAACGUGCUUUUGAAACAGCGGGGAAGCAGCUCGAUCAAGGUGAUAGAUUUCGGAUCAUCGUGUUACAGCCACCAGCGUGUAUAUACGUACCUCCAGUCGAGGUUCUAUCGAAGUCCAGAGGUAAUUCUGGGCCUUCCGUAUGGCACGCCGAUCGAUAUGUGGAGUUUAGGCUGUAUCCUGGCCGAACUUUACACCGGCUGCCCGUUAUUCCCCGGCGAGGAUGAGAUCGAACAGCUCGCUUGCAUCAUGGAAGUUCUCGGCCUCCCGCCGGAACAUAUUAUCGAUCACGCGACUCGUCGCAGGCUUUUCUUCGAUCCGAAGGGAAGUCCUCGAUGCGUGACAAACAGCAAGGGCAAGAAGAGGUGGGCUGGUAGUAGGAAUCUUGCCGUGGCUCUCCGUUGCACCGACGCGCUUUUCGUCGACUUUGUUCGCAGAUGCCUCGAGUGGGAUCCAAAGAAGCGCAUGACCCCCGACGAGGCGAUGCGUCACGAGUGGCUGAACUCGUCCUCCUUUCACGUUGGCUCCUCGACGUCGACGAUAGCCGCGUCGACGGUGAACGCGAACACGAACGCGAACGCGAACACAACGAGCAUGGAAACGUCGUCGCAGUCCGCCCACGCUCAAACGGUGAGCGUGACGGUGAGCGCGCCGAGGCAACGGGCAACCACCGUCGAGGAUCCUCCGUACGCGAUGUACCGUCUGUGCAAAGGGCGUAAGUACGUGCAGAGGAUCAGCACGACCGAGAACACCGACAACGCUGGCCUCGUGGUGAAGAGCAAGCUGAACGGAAGCGCCAGCAGCCACGCGCUCGCCAGUAGCACGCAGACCACUACCUCGAGGCACGCCUCGACCGGCGAUAUCGUCGCGAGUCUGGACCCAAAUCUCGACGAUUCCGGCGCCACCGGCACGAGAAAAAGAGAGAGAGCUGGCCACAGAAGCACUUUGUUCGACUAUAGUCAAACCGGCGAGUCCAACAUUUAACGACUGUAGUAUCUAAGCUACACAUUUACACAUACGUUCGAGACACACAUACACACACACACACACACACACGCCCCAAAUUUAUAGCGAAACAAGAAAUAUCAAAUUGUGUAUAAUAACUAACAUUAAAAAGAAAAAGAAAACACACACACACAUACACACAUAUGUGUGCGUCCGUAUGCGUAUGCGCGUGAGAACGAACGAGAAAAAGAAAAAUGGAAACAGAGAGAAAGAGAGAGAGAGAGAGAGAGAGAGUCACGAGGGGUAGAAAGAAACAGAGAGAGGGAAUACGUGUUACAGAGAGAACGUGCGUCUAGCGAGAAUGCGUUACAUUAUCGCAUAUACAUAUAUACAUAUACGAUUUUACGUGUUAAGUAACCCACGCGGAAGCGAAAAAAAAAAACGAGUUAAAUAUAGGAUAUCCAUUUAGAAAAUAAAAUAGAGAGAAGACCGUUCGAACAACGUAGCUCCAGUACGUGGAGUCCUCUGCUCCCCCUUUACUCUCACCUCCCCCCACCCACCCAUACCCACACCUUGGUGUACUGUUCGAUCGUCUGUAAUCGCGCCGAUUAAAUCGUUUAUCAAAUUCUCAAUUCGGGAUGAUACUUAUCCCUCGAGUUUUGUACACGUUCGAACGAUGAUCCGAUCGUCUUGAUAUGUUCGACGAGUACGAUGAAUACAAUUAUUCGCUAUAUGCCAUGACUGCCGUUAUUUCAGACGCGAGAGUUGCAUGUUCAGUGUCCGAUAUAUGCCGUAGAAGCAAAAGAGUUUAAGUGAGCAGUUACCUACAGUAACAGUCAUUUAAUCGAGGAACAUACCAAGCGAGAACAUCGUUCUCAUCGUUAUCGGUUCUUUUGUUCUUUUCUUUUUAACGAUGAACGAUUUAAUCGAAUCGACGGAUUCGCGGAUUCAUUUCAAGAGGAAUCUGCAACCACGAAAGAACACGCGAUCGAAACAGAUAGAAACGUGUAUUUCUAUCUGUCGUCGUCGUGAUUCUUCGUUCUACACGUCGAUUGUACAGUCCCUGAGUUUUUAGUUGUGUUCACUAUAUUGUAUACAGUGGGAUCAAAUUUAAACGCGUUAGAAUCGACUAACUCACGUAAACCUAAAUAAUAAUCGUCUCUCGCGUUCAGGAUUACGUUGCCCCGCGUGUGCUAGCACGCGUCGGUGACGCGUGAGACGAGAGAUAUGCCUAAAAAAAACCGUAAGCAAAAGUAAACAAAAAGAAGAAAAAAAAAAGUAUUAAAGAUAUACUUCCUUUAGAGGUAAAAAGAAAUUUAAAAAAUGACAAAAAAAAAAAAAAAGAAAGAAAGAAUCAACAGAUUAUAAAAGGACAAGGAGGUGCGAGCUUUGAACAGAUCAAUCGAUGUGUCCUCUGAAACGAAAUUUCUUACGUCGAAUUCGAGAUUGGAUUGAGAAAGAAUCGUCGUAUUGUCAUCCAAGGUUUUUCAACAGCCGGGAUAACAUGUGACGUGUGAGACAGUCGCUUUCUAGUCCGAAAAAACGUGUUACAAAAACGAAAGAAGGGGUUUAAAAAGGUCUAAACUCUACUAGAGAAUAAAAAGGGAAGACUCUCUUUCGGGCUUCAGCGUGGAAUGCUCUUAGUGUAUACCUGUUAGGGCAGCGUGUAACUAAUUAUCGAGUUAACGACGUGAUUAGAUCGAUCGAAUUCAAUUAGAUAGCAACUACGUGCAUAAAUGGUGAGAUAACUGUUUGCCAUCGCCACGACCGUCCCUUUUUUCCCCCUCCCUUCUCGACAUUUAAUUAGUUCCGUGAAAUUGCAAAUCGUUGCAACGAUUCAUCGUUCUUACUUAAUUGUCAGAGUGUAUCCCAAUAGGACAAUCACGAAACAAAUCAAAGUUUGUGUUUAGUGUGUCGCUGAAAUUCUUGUAGCUUGUAGAGCGUAUGUGGAAUUUCGAGCAGAGAAUUUAUUACCGACUUGUUUUUUUUUUAUGUAUUAUCGAAAUCCGUAUCAUUGUCCGAGAGUUCCAGUGCGCUGUUGCCGAUUGAAAGAGAGGCCGCAACGGAAUUUGUAAAUUUUUCUCUCUGCAUUGCGCCGCACGUUUCCGUCAUUGUCCAGUUCUCUUUACGUGAUUAGACUUACAUGUGGUUACAAUAUUAUAGGCCGUAUUCCUCGAAAUGAAAGCAUGUACAAAAUGUAAUAAUAAAUAUAUCUUUGGUAACGAGACACAGAUUUUCGCAUGUUUGAGAUAAAGAUUGAUAUAGCGUAAAUUCUAAUCGUGAUCUUCUUUAGCCAAUGUAUUAGCGUAUGUUACGUUUCAGUUGUUAUAUCAAUUAAACGUAUACACACAACACACGUACACACACACACACAUACACGCGCGCGUAUACACACAUAUAUAUGUGCGAGGAUUUUUAUUCGACGUUUAACAAUGAGCUUUGCGAAGCAAAAAAAGAGAAACGAUAAAUAAAAUCAGGGAGGGGGAAAGGAUAUUCAGAGUGUAGAGGAAACGAGAGGAAGAGAGAGAGAGAAUGAGAGUGAGAGAGCAGGAAUUGAUAACGAUGAUUUGUAGCUCGACACUGAACAACAGGAAAGAUCGUGCAAGCGUAUGUUCGUCAAUUUCUGCCCAACUUAAUUAUAAUGAACGAAGAAAAGAAUUGCUAAUAAUAAU
This is a messenger RNA of Frieseomelitta varia, 7058 nucleotides long. RefSeq names its product probable serine/threonine-protein kinase dyrk2. The transcript is spliced from 13 exons. Gene Ontology annotation, biological process: peptidyl-threonine phosphorylation; peptidyl-serine phosphorylation. The record is from RefSeq and is a predicted model, not a curated record. Bases 841 to 4425 code for a protein of 1194 amino acids. Gene Ontology annotation, molecular function: protein serine/threonine kinase activity; ATP binding; protein serine/threonine/tyrosine kinase activity. Gene Ontology annotation, cellular component: nucleus. NCBI's taxonomy places the organism in Eukaryota, Metazoa, Arthropoda, Insecta, Hymenoptera, Apidae.